AUGGCCGAGUCGGAAAUGGUCCGGUCCGAGAGCGUCGAGCUAUUCAGGGCGCAAAUGGAGGCGUCCAAGAGAGCCGAGCCACCCAGGAAGGAGACGUGGGGCCCGCCGCCCGUGGUGGAGCGAUGGAAGAAGUUCCACUCCCAGCCCCUGGAGGACCAGUUGGAAUACUGCGGUCUCGACCCUCGGGUGUCCCUUUCAGAUGAUUUAAAAGUAGGCUAUUUCACAACAGAUCGAGCUACUCAAACAGAUGUCACGGAAGUCUUGGAAAUAAGAGAGCUGAGUAAUACAACACAAAAACUACUCAAGCUUAUUGGUCUCCUUCAAAGAGAUUUUAAAUACCUGAAAACAUACCUUGAGAUGCAGUUUGAGGACCGCCUGAAAGAAGAAUCCAUGAAACUCUUUAAAAAACUACAAAUGAUUAUUCAAGAAAUAGUAGCUCUUCAUGAAAAGAAUGAGAACACAAUGAGGAAAAGUUUCUACAAGCAGCUCUGCGACGCCAUUGCUUCUAUCAGAGGAGCCUAUUCGCAAUUCUUUGAAAUAGAUGAAGAUAUUGCAAAAUUGCCCACAGUGAAUGCAAACAUUUUCAGAAAAAGGAUUAAGGAGAAAAAUGAUUUAAUAAGAGAGUUACAAGAACAAUUAACAUCCUAUAAAGAAAAUGAAUUGUUCAAAUUGGAAUCUGUAAAGGAAGAAAGCAAUGAGAAAAUAAUACAUCUAGAAAGGGAGAUGAUCGAACUCAGAAGGGAAAAUGACAGACUGGUGAAGUUCAUUACAGGACUUGAAGAGGACCUUCAACUCUGUGAAAAGGCAAAUACACUCUUAGAAGGUGAACUUUUGGCUAUGAAACAAAAAAUGGAGAAGGAUCAGAAACUUAUUCAAAAGUUGACUGCAAUGAAAGAAAAAUUAAGUGAGGAGCUUGAUCAAGAGAAGAAAGCAGUUCUAGACAUGUAUGACCGACAAAAGGAAGAUAUGGAAGAAACAAGAAGGUUCUUGGAAGGUCCAAGUGUUUCUGGUGUCAAGUCCCUCAGGGGAACUCGAAGGGUAUCCUAUGACGAAAAGCAACAUGGGCAAAUUCCCCGCAGGACCCCCACGUCAAAAAUUUGGCAGAAAGAUUCUGUGGCAUCAGGUUUUAUGAAAGAAGGAACACCAGCAGCCAGAGCUGAACAAAGAAGACUGGAGAAAGAAGAUCUAGUAUGGAAAGAAGGAGUAGAUGGUAAACAAACAUUGGAAUAUCAAGUCAAAAAGCUGAAGAGGAUCUUGGAGAUACAGAAGAAACACUUAAAAUGCCUUCAAAUUGAAUCUGAUCAGGAAAGCAAAAUGUGGGAAAGGAAAUGCUUAAUUCUAAGGAACAGCCUGCAUGCCCUCAAGGAUGAGAUGUUUACCAGACAGUCAUUUGUUCGCCAGUUUAUAACGCUUUCUGACACAUCCUUCAAUUAUUAUAAAGCAAAGCCCUUAUACAUACAGCCAAAAGGCAUCCAAACAGUGCAAGAGAAGUCAUAUCAACCUACAGUUUUGCCCCAUCUAGACAGCAGUUCUCAUUCUCAAACCAGUGAAGACUUUUUCUUCUUUGCCAUGCCCAGUACAUCAAGAGUGGUGAUUUCGGAAGAAGAUGAAGAUGUUGAUAUUCAAUAUACAUAAUGAUCAAUGCCCCAAGAAUAACAAAGGGGCAGAAAACAGAGUACCAGGAGAAGACAAAUGC
This is a messenger RNA of Dromiciops gliroides (monito del monte), 1696 nucleotides long. It is a transcript of the gene C5H10orf67, whose product is annotated as chromosome 5 C10orf67 homolog. The record is from RefSeq and is a predicted model, not a curated record. Lineage: Eukaryota; Metazoa; Chordata; Mammalia; Microbiotheria; Microbiotheriidae. The coding region runs from base 1 to 1635 and encodes 544 amino acids. The transcript has 17 exons.